This is a messenger RNA of Carlito syrichta (Philippine tarsier), 718 nucleotides long. RefSeq names its product cytotoxic T-lymphocyte associated protein 4 (gene CTLA4). Gene Ontology annotation, cellular component: external side of plasma membrane; membrane. Gene Ontology annotation, biological process: regulation of T cell proliferation; immune response; T cell receptor signaling pathway. The transcript is spliced from 4 exons. Lineage: Eukaryota; Metazoa; Chordata; Mammalia; Primates; Tarsiidae. The coding region runs from base 1 to 672 and encodes 223 amino acids. The record is from RefSeq and is a predicted model, not a curated record.
AUGGCUGGCCUCGGAUUCCAGAGGCUGGAGGCUGGGCUGGACCUGGCCACCAGAGCCCGGCCCUGUGCAGCCCUCCUGGCUCUACUCUUUGUCCCUGUCUUCUCUGAAGCCAUGCAUGUGGUACAGCCUGCAGUGGUGCUGGCCAGCAGCCGGGGCAUUGCCAGCUUCGUGUGUGAGUUUGCAUCUUUGGGCAAAGCUGCCGAGAUCCGGGUGACCGUGCUUCGACGGGCCAAUGGCCAAGUAACCGAAGUCUGUGCCACGACCUACAUGGUGGAGGAGGAGUUGACCUUCCUAGAUGAGUCCAUCUGCUCGGGCACCUCCAGUGGAAACAGAGUGAACCUCACCAUCCACGGUCUGAGGGCCAUGGACUCAGGACUCUACCUCUGCAAGGUGGAGCUCAUGUACCCACCACCCUAUUAUGCGGGCAUGGGCAACGGGACCCAGAUCUACGUUGUUGAUCCAGAACCGUGCCCAGAUUCUGACUUCCUGCUCUGGACCCUCGCAGCAGUUAGUUCGGGGUUAUUUUUCUACAGCUUUUUCCUCACUGCUGUCGUUCUGAGCAAAACGCUAAAGAAAAGAAGCCAGCUUACAACGGGGGUCUAUGUGAAAAUGCCCCCAACAGAGCCAGAAUGUGAAAAGCAAUUUCAGCCAUAUUUUAUUCCCAUCAAUUGAAGGGACCAUUAUGAAGAAGAAAGACCAUAUUGCAAUUUCUAAGAGC